AUGAGUUCCGAAGACGAAUUGGGAAGCAUUGGUACCGUGUCGCACGGUACCCCCAUGAAUAAGACCAUUGACAGUAUUCUUCCACAGUUUGAUGAAGAAGUAGAGUCCUUGCUGGAGGACAGCUUCACGUGGAACAUUCCCGACUGGAACGAACUGACGGAUCCGAAGUACAGUUCUCCCAGGUUUAAAAUAGGUGAUUUCGAAUGGGAUAUUCUGUUGUUCCCCCAGGGAAACCAUAACAAGGGUGUUGCGGUGUAUCUGGAGCCUCAUCCAGAGGAAAAAUUGGAUGAGGCCACGGGGGAGAUGAAGCCGGUUGAUCCGGAUUGGUAUUGCUGUGCGCAGUUUGCCAUCGGAAUCUCCAGGCCCGGAAAUGAUGAGUCCAUCAAUCUGAUUAACAAGUCUCACCACCGGUUCAACGCCCUUGAUUCAGACUGGGGGUUCGCGAAUUUGAUAGAGUUGAACAACUUGAAACAACCCUCAAAGGGGAGACCGCUCUCGUUCUUGAAUGAAGGGAGUUUGAAUAUAACAGCGUUUGUCCGCAUAUUGAAGGAUCCUACAGGUGUCUUAUGGCACAAUUUUUUGAACUAUGACUCCAAAAAGGUGACUGGUUACGUCGGGUUUCGAAAUCAAGGUGCCACAUGCUAUUUGAAUUCGCUACUGCAAUCGUACUUCUUUACGAAAUAUUUUAGGAAACUGGUGUACGAAAUACCCACUGAACACGAAAGCCCCAACAACAGUGUCCCCCUGGCUUUACAAAGGGCUUUCUACCAGUUGCAAGUGUCCGAUAUACCAUUGGACACUUUGGAGUUGACUAGGUCUUUUGGUUGGGAUACUGCCGAAUCCUUUACCCAGCACGAUGUGCAGGAAUUGAACAGAAUAUUGAUGGACAGACUAGAAAAUAACAUGAAGGGCACGCCCGUGGAGGGGAAGUUAAAUGAGAUAUUUGUUGGUAGGAUGAAAAGUUACAUCAAGUGUAUUAAUGUUGACUACGAAUCUUCCAGAGUGGAAGAUUUCUGGGAUUUACAAAUGAACGUCAAAAAUUUCAAGAAUUUACAAGAGUCCUUUGAUAACUACAUCGAAAUGGAGCUAAUGAAUGGCGAAAACCAGUAUGCGGCGCAAGAUUACGGUCUGCAAGAUGCUCAAAAGGGUGUCAUAUUCGAAUCGUUCCCACCAGUUUUGCACUUGCAGUUGAAGAGGUUCGAAUAUGACUUCAAUUACGAUCAAAUGAUAAAGGUUAACGACAAAUAUGAAUUCCCGGAAACGAUUGAUUUAUCACCCUUUGUUGAUAAAGACGUAUUGAAGAAAACGUUGAACUCUGGAGAUGAGGGUAAUCCUUAUAUUUACAAUUUGCAUGGUGUCUUGGUCCACUCCGGCGAUAUAUCCACCGGACAUUACUACACAUUGAUUAAACCUGGUGUUGAAGAUCAAUGGUACCGAUUUGAUGACGAACGAGUUUGGAGAGUCACCAAGAAGCAAGUUUUCCAAGAAAAUUUUGGAUGCGAUAGGCUAUCUGAUGAAAAAGUUCGCACAAUGGCAAGGGAUGACUAUCAGAAUUACAUCAUCCAGCGUCACACAAGCGCUUAUAUGCUCGUGUACAUACGUCAAGGCCAAGAGCAGGAUUUGCUGCGUCCAGUCGUGGAAUCUGAUGUUCCUAAACAUGUAAUUACAAGGGUUAGAGAGGAAAUUAAAGAACGUGAGGCAAGAGAAAAGGAAACCAGAGAAGCACAUCUGUACGUUACGCUCAGGUUGCAUUCGAUGAAGGAGUUUAUUCAUUAUGAAGGUUUCGAUUAUUUCCCUCACGAUGGAUUUAAGCUUUUCACAGAGGAACUUAAUGACUCCAGUUUACAGCAAAUCAGUCUAAGGGUCCUGAGGACAACCAAGUUAUCUGAUAUAUUUGCAAGUAUCAAGGACUCCAUGAAUAUCCCAAUGGAAAGAGACGUCAAAUACUGGAAAAUGGAUUACCGCAGAAAUGAUACUCUACGUUUAACGCAACCCAUAAAUUUUGACUCCGCAAGUAUCACUUUACAAGAGGCAUUGAAAAACGAAAACAAAAGAACUUUGGAAAUACAGUAUGGAGAAGGUGGCGCGGCCAGUGCUGAUGAAGUAGAUAAAAGACCUUUAGAAACCGUGUCCUUCUUGGAUCUCUUCAUCGAAGAGCCCUACUUGGAAUUGCAAUUUUUGAGCAAGUUGAAAGAGGCUUCUUUAAUCUCAAAGACUCAGCUUGAUGACGAAUUGAUAUCCAAUAUCAGAGUUAAUCUCCCAAAACUAAUAGAGGGGGGGAUAGAGCCUCUUUUUGCCGCGGAAAAUAACUCCAAUUUGUUGUUGGUGAAGAAGUAUGACCCACACGCCCAAAAACUACUAGGGUUUGGCCACUUCGCCGUAAACCAGUUGCAACAACUAACCGAUUUGUCUGCAAUUAUUGAGAAAAGCAUUGGGGGUUCCGACGAAAGGUUAACUUUCUUCGAAGAGGUACAACCGGGAACCCUUAAUGAGAUAUACAUGAAAGAAACAGUGUACGACGCUGACGUAGAUACCGGUGAUAUAAUCUCGUUUGAGAUUCCAAAUGCUGUCCUGCCUGAUACUUUCCCAAUUUACGCAACGAUUAAAGAUUUCUACUCGUAUCUGAGAUAUCGCGUGAAGUUGAAAUUUUCGAAAGUUGAUGGUUCAAGUGAGGAGUAUGGCGUUAGUAACGCGAUCCCAGAGAGCUUUGAAUUCUGGAUUUCUGCUCACGCAACAUAUGAUGAUCUUGCUAGGAUGGUGUCGAAGUUUGCACACAUUGAGCCAGAAUAUCUAAAGAUCUUCGCCCUCUAUUCCAAUGGAAGAUUCGUGCUAAAAUCAACCUCAAUUCUGAACGAUUACCUCUUGAAAGAUUUCAAUUGUGACCAGAUCCCACCUUUUGCGUUUGAAGUUUUGUCAGUACCUUUGAAGGAGUUAGAACGUUUGAGACCUAUCAAAUUGUACUGGUUAAAAAACAGUUAUAUUCAUUACCAAUGCUUUGAAUUUGAAGUUGCUAACGACUACACAGAAACUCAGUUCUUAGAAAAAGUUCAGAACAAGAUUGGCUUCACCGAUGAAGAAAAGGGAAACAUUUUGCUUUGGACUAAUUCUAAUUUCCAAUUUCAAGGUUUAUUAUCAGACCAAAACACGUUCAAAGAUGUGAGUAAAAACUCUUUACUUUUUGGUAGAAUCUUGCCCGAAGAAUCGAAGUUGUUUAGAGAAUUAAAUCGCCUAGAGAACGUUCAAGCAUCCUCAUCGGAAGAUUUCUUGGACGAUGAAAAUGUGACAGGCAGACCAGUAGACGAUGAGCAAGAUCUUGGAAUGGUGACAGAAGGUUCUAAAGACAUCAAGGGGCGUAUAGUAGUUGUUCAGCAAUAUUUCAAAGAUCUCGAAAAUAGACACGGGAUAUCUUUCUUGUUCAAUUUGGUACCGGAUGAACCAUUCCCAGAGACAAGAGACCGUCUUCAUGCGAAGUUUGGACUGGGACAGAAGGAAUUCUCGAAGAUCAAACUAAGCAUUGGCUACUCUACCGAAGAGGGUACAGUAUUUAGAACUUUGCAAGGGUUUUCAGACGAGGAACUAGAAAAGAUUGUACUGUAUGAUAUUAUGUCCAACCUGGAUUACAUCUACAUGGAUCAUCCAGAUCGAUUGAGAUCACAUUCUUCUUAUGAUAGACCAAUGAUCAUCAAAAACUGA
Saccharomyces eubayanus is the source of this 3693-nucleotide messenger RNA. RefSeq names its product ubiquitin-specific protease UBP15 (gene UBP15). The coding region runs from base 1 to 3693 and encodes 1230 amino acids. The transcript has a single exon. Gene Ontology annotation, molecular function: cysteine-type endopeptidase activity; cysteine-type deubiquitinase activity; protein binding. NCBI's taxonomy places the organism in Eukaryota, Fungi, Ascomycota, Saccharomycetes, Saccharomycetales, Saccharomycetaceae. The record is from RefSeq and is a predicted model, not a curated record. Gene Ontology annotation, cellular component: cytosol; nucleus. Gene Ontology annotation, biological process: protein deubiquitination; regulation of protein stability.